Rotaria sordida is the source of this 516-nucleotide messenger RNA. NCBI's taxonomy places the organism in Eukaryota, Metazoa, Rotifera, Eurotatoria, Philodinida, Philodinidae. The record is from the annotation of a GenBank genome assembly.
AUGCUCAAGAAUAAAAAAUACAAUAACUUUGUAAUUGGUGUGGAAUGUAGUACUUUGGCUGUUCAAGAACUAUUCGAUGAGUAUAUUGGCACAGGUAACUAUACAAUCGAAAAUCGAUCAACAACUUGUUCCAUUUAUUCUGCAUAUGAUAAUCGAUUAGUGGUUGUUGUAUGUGAUAUCUUUGCCGAUGAACUUACUCCAUCGCUUAUUGGUGGACAUGUUUCAUUUGUUUGGGAUCGAGCAGCAUUAACUGCUUUACAUCCUGCGAAUCAUUUGCUAUACAUCGAAAAAUUAAGACAACUGUCUGAAGUUCAUAGUCAAUAUUUAAUAAGUGUGUAUUGGCAUCCAGAACCACCAGAUCAAGGACCAGCAUUUUCGAUUAGCACUGAAUGUAUUAGUAAACUUUUUCCACAUGAUCAAGUAUUGCAGCUCGAUGAUAUAGAUGCUAAAAAUGAACGAUGGGCUGAUACUGCAUUUGAACAGUUACGUGAAUGUUGUUAUUGUAUUGAAACCUAA